Molecule: messenger RNA, 15271 nt
Organism: Cebus imitator (Panamanian white-faced capuchin)
Lineage: Eukaryota; Metazoa; Chordata; Mammalia; Primates; Cebidae
Gene: PAX5
Product: paired box 5
Exons: 10
Coding region: 7388-8560 (390 amino acids)
Biological process (GO): anatomical structure development; regulation of transcription by RNA polymerase II
Molecular function (GO): RNA polymerase II cis-regulatory region sequence-specific DNA binding; DNA-binding transcription factor activity, RNA polymerase II-specific
Source: RefSeq, a predicted model, not a curated record
UCCAGACUUGCAAACUCGGGGACAGAGCCAGGCCCUGGUCCCCAGGCAGGGUGACCCUGGAGGAGGAGGGGGUGUGCCGCAUUUUCGUAGAGAUUGACUGUAUGUUUAACUGCAGCUUGUUUGUUAUGUCUUUUCAGCUAACUGUUCACACACUUCUGCAUCAGUCCAAGUAUCUGUGAGUUUGUCUGUGUUUUUCUCGGUUUCUGAAUGUUUAUGCUGGUGUCCUUCCGGGGGUCUGCAAGUUAGUGUUUACUUAAGGGGCUCAGUGUGUGCAUGACUGACAGUAAGUUUGUGUGUCCCUGUAUCUGUAUUUUCAAAAGAUAUCAAAAUAUAUGAGUUUGUGUCCAAAAGUUUGUUUGCCUGUGUGUGUGUGUGUGUGUGUGUGUGUGUGUAUUUACACUCGUGAGGUAUUCGUGUGUGUUUAUAAGUUAGUAUUUGUGUGUUCUUUUGAGUACCAAAACGUGUGUCUACUGAGCGUUAUUUAUGUAACUGGGAAAUAUCUGAGUGUACAUCCACUAUUUUAAGGCCUGUGUUCAUCUGUUAUAUCCCAAGUGAGUUUGGAAGUGAGAAAGAGGUGGCUACACUGACCUUUCCAUUUUUCUAUGUCAACAGCUGUCCAAUGUGUACAUGCCAAUUUUCACAUUGUGUCUCUAGGCAUAGAUGUGGGUCUGGGGCCUGUGGAGAUCCGUGGUGCUUAGCAUGUGCAUAGUAAGGUACAGUUUCCAUUCUAUUGGGAGAUGGAACCAGGAGUGAAGGUGUGAAUUCAGGGCAUGUAGCCUCUUGGUGUGCAGUGGACACUGUUGAGGCUACCGUUUGUACAGAAAGGUCUCCUGUGGCAGGCACAACCUUGCAGAUGAGAGUGGACACCUAUGGGGUUAGUUGUGACAUUUCUAGAGACCCCCAACCUACUUUCACUUUCACCUAGACAAGCCUCUGACACUGGCGUGUAUAUUUGUACACACACACACAGUGUCCUCAGGUUUUAUCCUCUGGGUACCGCUCCAGUGUAGGACAGCACAGUGGGUGGAUGCAUGUGCGUAGUCUGGGCAUUCAGCUCAUUCAGCUCUGGUGCCUAUAUGCACACAGGCCUCCCUGGCAUAAGUCCCCGUGUGCCUCCCACAGGCCUGAGAAGUAGGUAGCAGGAUGUGUUUAUGUCUGAGAGGAGAUAGUAGAGGCAGUAGGCCUCCAUCUGCCCUGAGGCAUGCAUCAGGUAUGGGGGGGCCUCUUUCAAUCAUUAGGCCACUGUGUAACUCCCACACAAACACAUUCCUGGGCCUGGCAAGAAGCACCCUUCACCCACCCCUGUGCUCUCUGAGAGCCCCCACCUCUAAUCCAGCCUCAAAUACAAGCCUAAGAGCCAAGAGGAUAAACUUAGACCCGAAGCCCUGGACAACUCCUGGGGUACAACUAUGUUUCCAAAAUUGCAGCUGAAGAGAAAUGAGGGCAGAGAUCUGAGGCAGUACUGUAGAGAGUUCCCAGGAUGAGGGCUCAGGAAGAGGAAACUGGAAACCCCAACUCUCCAUCCUCAAUUCCCAGAAGGCUCUUCUCCUUGGCAGUGGGCUUCUCAGCAGACGGACUUUCAGAGAGACAUGAGCUUGGAAGUGGUGGUUGUGUACGUGUUGGGAAUAAGCUGGGGAUGGGUGAAUGUCGUGGAGAGGGUCUGUGCAGUCCUGAGGGCUGGCUCUCUCAACAAGCUGUCUAGAAGAAUGUAAUUCAUGGCGGUCGAUGGGCUCUUUGAUUAGUUCAAUUGCCUGAAUAAUCGUUUAAUCAAUAAAGCAUUUCAUUCCUCCGCACAGCUGGACUGGGUGGGGCUUGGUGUGGAGUGGGGUGAGGUGUGAUAGGGGAGCCCUAGGCUGGCCAGGGCUUAGUAUAGAGGGCCACGCCCCCUCUUCGCUGCUGGUAGGGGAAGAGCUGCCUGCCUGGAAAAGGGCAACAGUUCAAGUCAGACUGUUCUUCCACCUGUCCACUCCAGCCUGGGUCAGGGCUGGAGAAGAGAGAGAAGCUGAGAAGCUGUCCAGGCUGGUGCUCAAAGGCAUGUCCAGGUCCGGUUCUUGUGAGAGCUUCUUUCUUCUCCCAACUUCUAGGUAUUUUAUGGGCUGACAAACUUCUCUUUUCUUCCUUCAGAACCAUAUUCCAUUUCUUACCUCAACCUCAGUCUCCCUAUCUGCCCAGUGAGGAGGGAGUAUGUCCUUCUGACUCUAAGCCUGAGAUAAGGCCAGGACAGCACUAAGCAAGGACCCACUUAAAUACCUUCUACUCUAAUAUCUUCCUUGCUGUAGAGAAAGGAAACACAUAGGUUCAGAGAGAGGCAGGGACUUGUAGGAGAUCAUAAAACAUGAGUAAUGGAGGGAAUAGGAAUGGAAGGUGACCUCUCUGCCCUUAGACCUCUUGUUCCUGCUAGGAGAAGAGACAGAUUCCCUCCUCUCUCCAUGGACCUCUUGGAGAAAAACUACUAUUGGGAAAGUAGUAAUAUCUCCUUGCCAUGGGAGCCCUUGAGUCCUUAGGCCCAGGCCGACCUGGGUAGGUUAAAUACUUUCCCACUGGGCAUUGGCAUCCAAUCUCACAGCUCUGGAAUGAGCCUGGGAUGGAGUGACGGAUAGUAAUAACCCCUAUCCAUGAAACUUCAUCUCACAGAGCCUUAGGAAGUCACAUUCAGGGUUUAUUCCCUGUAUUAAAUAAACGAGGAAAGAGAGGCUUUAGAAGGGGCUGCCUGUCUCAGGUCUUUGGGAGAGAGAGUUAAUCUCAGUGAUCCCAGCCUGCAGGGCACGCUGGUAAUGAUAACAUACCCCGACUGAGGCAGUGUUACAUGAUUCUUGAAAAACCUGGUGAAAUUCUCAUGUUUUUCUCCACCCUCUUCAAGAACUCCUGCAAACAGAGCCGCGUCAGGUAGAGCAGACUCCUGAACCAGGAGCAGGAAUCAUGCAGGAGUCUGCUGUGCCUGGACUUGCUGUGUAAUUUCAGGUCAAUUUCUUUCCCCCUGAUACUUUAUUUUUUUUUAUUUUCAUUUUUUAAAAUUAAGUUUAGAGGGCACUCAAUGGGUUGGGACAGCCAUGCCGGCAGCAUUCCUGAUCUUUCCAGAACUGAACAACCAGUCUGAGCCCUAUUGGGCCUCACUUUGCCAGAGGCAAGGACAGUGAAAUGGGCUAGACUUGGGUUGAGGGAGUCAAUGUCAGGCUAAUAGAGCUCUGUAGCAGCCCUGACAUCCUGAAGCUGCGAUAAUGCAUGGCUCUGGGAGCCGUGGAAGGGGACGCCGGGAGGGGGUGUGUCCCCAGUGAAGCAAGGUCUCUGGCUUCUGGCUUCUCAAACAUUAUUCUCAAUGGGCUGUUUUUCAGUUUUAAAACUUUCAAAGGCAAUUCGGUUUACAUAAAUUGAGUUUCUUCCUGGAUAGUUUCCUUUAUCGGUCUUCUGCCCCCAGCGCCUAGCACGGGACCCGGCCCAAAGCUCUGCUACUGGGAGAAAGAAAGCGCAUCGUUGUAGAUCACAGCGAGGCCCGACAGCGUUGAGAGUCGAGGCGAGACCAGCCCCGGCUAGUCUCGCUCUCCUAGACCCAAGCUGCAGCUCGUGGGCAUUCAGAGACAGGACUGAGGCGCAGUAGCCCGGCUCCGCCAAGGACUUGCUGUGCAGCCUUCAGCUAGUCACGUAACCUCACUGGGCUGCCGUUUGGUGACCUGCAAGGCUGGUCUUGGUAUCAGGUCUGAUCGCGCCUUUUGGGGUUGGAACUUUCCAGGGGCCACCGGCUCUGGCGGUGAUGAAUCACCCCACCCAGGGGGAAACUCCUUCCGCCCAGAACGCCGCGAAGUGCGGGAGGGGGCUGUUCUGGGUGCACAGGUAAGGCUGGUCCCGUGUGUGCCUCGCAGCAGAACACUGUCCCGAAGCUGAACACCUACUGUGUGAAAUGGGGAAUCGGAGCUACUCCUGUUCGGGCUGUGCCCCGGGGAGUCUAUCCAAGCCUCACGGGUAUCCGAAGAAAGACGUACGUGUGCGGGCAUAUUCCAGCCGAGUUCUUUGAUUUGGCAUCAACCGCCCCUCCCCCACCAUCCCGAGCGCGGCUCUGGAGAGGCGCUUUUGAGAAAGGUUUCCAGCCCUGUCUUUCUUCUACCCUAGACUUGCUGUGGGACUUUGGACAAGUCGCAUUCUGCCUCUGGGCCUCGGGUUCUGCACCUGUGAAAUGGAGAAAGCAUAGCUUCGGGUCCCCUUUAGCUCUGGAGACUCUAGAGAACCUGGGUUUGUAGGCCUGAGCUCAACGAGAGAGGCUGGGGGUGAGGGUGUCACUGGCUGCAAACCUCAGGCGUCCCGCACUCGCGCCUCCCCAGUAGGUGUGCAAGUCGCCAUGUUGAGUCUGGGCCAAGGCUCUGGAUUCUGGUCGUUUCCGACCCAUUGGGGGCCAUCGGGUGAAGCCAGUGCGGGAACUCUAAUCCUUCCCGGUCCCUCUCUGCUGUUGCGAUCUUCCUGCUCCAAGGCCAGGGUGGAAGGGGAAGAUCCGGACAGGCGGGGUUCCAGACAAAGAAGAGAUAGCCGCCACUCCACCCCCGCGCGCACUGCAGUUUCCUGGGUCCCCAGAGGCCCGCCUGGGGCCGUUUUCCGCAGCUGUGCCCUGCUUGGGGGUGGGGACGGGUGUCAGCGCCGGAAACUUGUCUACUGGUCAGGGACAGCUGGGUGUAGAACAGGGACAGAAGGUGGGCCCAAGGCCCGACCCAGUGUAGGAGUUUGAGAAGUGGAACAUGAGUAGAGAGAAAGAAGAGGAGGGGAAACCGAGGCAGAGAAUAAAGCAAAAGGAUAACCCAGGAAUCCUCCCAUGAUCAGCCUGUGCCCUGUCUUCCUUACAAGUCCAUCCUGGAGCAGACAUCUCAAAGCCCUUGUUUUGGUGGAUUUAUGUUUAAUACUAGCGGAUCAUCACUCAUGAAAUAGAAAGUGACUGAGAGGUCUUCCGACCUCUCUCAUGAGCUGCUGGGGCAAGGGAAUCCUCAGCGUCUUUCUUGUGCCAGAACCCAGAAGGCACACAGAACUAUAGCUUCCUGGGUGAAGAAUGACUGUCCCAUGCUUCCUUUUUAAGGUCCAGUUUCUUUGAUUGUUGUCUCAGAGCCUUAAACUCCACCAAGAAACGGACUCGCUAGUCAAAGACCUCUUUUGUAGCAGGAGAGUUCUGUUACAAAUCCAUCCAUUUUGUCUACAUAAGGACGGGAACUUCCCCAGUAGAGGGAAGGUCGGGUUUUUCGCAUUGCAGCGGCCUGGCCGCUUUGCUUGCCCCUUGGAGAUAGAAUGCCUCUGCCCACCUGCCCGCUUCAGGGACCCUUUUUAGCACUGGACGCGACUUGGCUCAUUCGGUUCUCAAGAAGCCUUGAGUCAGGUGCAGAAUUGCUCUGGUGGAUAGAAGCGCCAACACCAUUUCCCAAAGCGUCUAGCAGUUGCCGAUCUGAGGCAAGAAAGAGGGCCAGCCACUCUGCUUGAGGAACCUGGCCCAAAGCCUUAGCCCUUCCACCCAGGUGCGCCCUGGUGAGCCCCAGUUACUAACUUUAAACGAGUGUGAGAUAUUCUCGCCCUUCCCCCAACUUCUCUGCCUUCGGUUAAUGGAGCAUUGAGGGCCCUGCAGGUGGAAGUGAGGGAGGAGGGUGGACGAGAAUGAGCCAGUGGUGGUUUUGUAGGUCCUUGAUAAAAUUAGGAAAUAAAAUUAGGAAAGAUUUCCGUGGAAAGAGGCUUCAUUAAAAUCUAGUUAACCCCACUCUGCCCAUUUUACAGAUUAGGAAAGUGAGGUCAGAACUGGCAGAUAGGCACACACUCCGAGUCCAUCACGAGCCUGAUGGUGCGGGAUCUCUACUGCGCUCCUUGUCUUCCUCCAACAUACAAUUUUUGUUUUUUCUGGAGACUAUUCCCCCAUUAUCAUCCUUCAUUCGGCUGCUCCCAAGCCCUGAGAGGGUCCCAGGUUCCCAACGUCGCGGUGGGGAGGUCGAGCCCGCGUGGGGCCCGCAACAGGACUCUCCAGGCACUGCGUGGGCCCCCUUCCCCCUCCCCACAUCCGCGAUCCACUAGGCCUUAGUCCAGCGCGUUUGUCAAUGAACGUGGCGCCGCCGCCUGGGCCCCGCCCCCCAUUCUCUCCCAUUGCCCAGGUGUCGGCUAAUCAGGCGGAGCCCGUGGACUGCUUAGCCAAUGGGGCGGUGUUUCGGGCCGGGGCCGGCUGCCGCCACUCUGAUUGGUGUGGUGGAGCGUGAUUGGCAGGUUAGCCCCCGCCCCGCCCCCGCCCGGAGGGAGCUGAGCCCCGGGCGGCGCUGUCCACACGCAGCGGGUCCUGAAAGCGGCUCCUGGGCGGCGCGGUGGCGCACUGUGCGCGCCGAGCAGGCGGAGGGCUAGCGCCGGCGGCGGCAGCAACGCAGGCAUUCAGAGCUGGCGGCUCCAUCUCAGCCCCGGCAGCCCCGGCGGCCUUGGUGACGGGGACUCUUCGCUCUCUCUUCUGUUCCUCUCUCCACCCCUGGGGCAGGCGCGGCCACCGUCCCGGAAGAGGCAGCGGAAAGACAGUGGAACCAGACCCACGAGGGAGGGCGGCGGGGCUUGAAGAGUUGAUAGGCACGAGGUAGACACCCUGGCGAGGAAGAGUCCGUCGCUGGUGUCCCCGGUCCUGGUCCCAGCGAUGGGCGAGCAACGGGGGCCGCGGGAACUUUGAAGGCAGCGGGUUUCGGGGUUGGAGGGCUGCACCCUCCCGGGGACUCCGGAGUCGCGGCCCCAACGUCAGUGGCUGAAGCAUUUCCAAACCCGCCAGGACCCCGUGCUGCCGGAGAGGAAGUUCUUUGCAACUUCGUCCGAGACGUCGGAGAGACAGCCGGAGAGAGGCUGAGGGGGUCAGUCUGAGCCCCAGAGACUCGGAGAAGCAGAGAAAGAAAGGAUCUGGUGGAGACCGAGGGGUCGAGGAGGGACCCCAGAGGCAUCGAGGCCGCGGAACCAGCCUGGUAGCCACCAGGUCUCGCUGCCCCCUGGGUGAAGCCAAGGGCCGAGCGUUCCGGCGGCCUCCUCAGAGCCGCCCCUACCUCCGGCCGGGGCUGCUGGAGGUCCCGGAGGCGGGCCCCUACGCUAUGCCCCCGAAGCCGCGGGCGCCUUGGCCGCAGCUACCCCGGGCUGGGCCUGGAACCGCCGCUUGAGCCAGCCAGGGAAAGAAGCCAGCAGGAGUUGGGCACCAGAUCCUAGCCAGGCUGCGCUAGCACUGUUUCCCGCCUCUUCGCGCAGCUCCCGGUGGUCUCCAGCAGGGAGGCUCUGAGAGAGACCCCGAAGCUCCAGCAGUGUUUUCUGAGCCCAGGUCGCACAGUGCCUGGCCUCGUGGCGCAGCUCCCUGUCGGCCCUGGGCAGCCCCUUGGCGCCGGGAGGCGGCGGCGUGGGCCGGCCUGCAGUCUGGAGCGCCCCGAUGGAAAUACACUGUAAGCACGACCCGUUUGCAUCCAUGCAUAGACAUGGAGGAGUGAAUCAGCUUGGGGGGGUUUUUGUGAAUGGACGGCCACUCCCGGAUGUAGUCCGCCAGAGGAUAGUGGAACUUGCUCAUCAAGGUGUCAGGCCCUGCGACAUCUCCAGGCAGCUUCGGGUCAGCCAUGGUUGUGUCAGCAAAAUUCUUGGCAGGUAUUAUGAGACGGGAAGCAUCAAGCCUGGCGUAAUUGGAGGAUCCAAACCAAAGGUCGCCACACCCAAGGUGGUGGAAAAAAUUGCUGAGUAUAAACGCCAAAAUCCCACAAUGUUUGCCUGGGAGAUCAGGGACCGGCUGCUGGCAGAGCGUGUGUGUGACAAUGACACCGUGCCUAGUGUCAGUUCCAUCAACAGGAUCAUCCGGACAAAAGUACAGCAGCCACCCAACCAACCAGUCCCAGCUUCCAGUCACAGCAUAGUGUCCACGGGCUCCGUGACGCAGGUGUCCUCGGUGAGCACCGACUCGGCCGGCUCGUCGUACUCCAUCAGCGGCAUCCUGGGCAUCACGUCCCCCAGCGCCGACACCAACAAGCGCAAGAGAGACGAAGGUAUUCAGGAGUCUCCGGUGCCAAAUGGCCACUCACUUCCAGGCAGAGAUUUCCUACGGAAGCAGAUGCGGGGAGACUUGUUCACACAGCAGCAGCUAGAGGUGCUGGACCGCGUGUUUGAGAGGCAGCACUACUCGGACAUCUUCACCACCACGGAGCCCAUCAAGCCCGAGCAGACCACAGAGUAUUCAGCCAUGGCCUCGCUGGCUGGUGGGCUGGAUGACAUGAAGGCCAACCUGGCCAGCCCCACCCCUGCUGACAUCGGGAGCAGCGUGCCAGGCCCGCAGUCCUACCCCAUUGUGACAGGCCGUGACUUGGCGAGCACGACCCUCCCCGGGUACCCUCCACAUGUUCCCCCCGCUGGACAGGGCAGCUACUCAGCACCGACGCUGACAGGGAUGGUGCCUGGGAGUGAGUUUUCCGGGAGUCCCUACAGCCACCCUCAGUAUUCCUCGUACAACGAUUCCUGGAGGUUCCCCAACCCGGGGCUGCUUGGCUCCCCCUACUAUUACAGUGCUGCCGCCCGAGGAGCUGCCCCACCUGCAGCCGCCACUGCCUAUGACCGUCACUGACCCUUGGAGCCAGGCGGGCACCAAAUACUGAUGGCACAUAUCAUUGAGGGUGACAGCUGCCCGGCCCUCCUGAAGCUAGCCAGAGGAACGCAUGAGACUGUCCCUCAGCACCCCCACUUGCCUGAAGCUCCCCACUUCCCCUCUUCCUCCAGGGACUCUGGGGCUCUAUGGUGGGGCCGUUGGAAUUCUGGAUGCUUGUCCAUUUCUAAAAGCCAGUCUAUGAGAUUCUCCCAGUGGCCAUUGGGUCUCUGCAAACCAACAGACUGUUCUGCAAAUGACCGCAGCCCCAGCCCAGCCUGCCAGUGCCCCAGCUGUCUGACUAUCCAUCCAUCAUAACCACCCCAGGCCUGGGAAGGAGAGCUUGCUUUUGUUGCUUCCGCAGCACCCAUGUAAAUACCUUCUUGCUUUUCUGUGGGCCUGAAGGUCCAACUGAGAAGACCACUCCACCCAUGAUGCAUCUUGCACUCUUGGUGUGUCACCAGACAGCUUAGACCUGUGGCAGAGCAUCCUCUCUGCCCUGGGCGACCCUGGCAGGUGAGCUCGUAGCUGUCCUUGAGACGGAGGAUGCCCCCCUUGGGCCCCAGCUUCCUGCUCAUCCCUCCUUCUUUAAUAUAGUCAUGAGGAGUCUCACUGGCUGGUUGUGCUGCAGGCUCCUUCGGAGGCCCCUCUCCAAGAGAAGCACACUUUGGGGAGAUGUCCUGGCUUCCUGCCUCCAUUUCUCUGGGACCAAUGCAGUACAAGCAGCUCUUUUCCAGAUCAAAGAACUCAAAGAAAACUGUCUGGGAGAUUCCUCAGCUACUGUUCUGAAGCAGAAUGUCAUCUGAGGUAUUGAUUCCAUUGUGGACUUCGAAUGUGAGGGCUGGAUGGGAUGUGGGAGACCAUCUGAUCCCAGCCAAGGAGGGGCCUGAGGCUCUCCCCACUCCCUCAGCCCCGGAACUAUGCUUUCUGAGGCAAGCCCAGGUUCAGGUCACUUUGGACACCUGCCAUGGACACUUCACGCACCCUCCAGGACCCCAGCAAGUGGAUUCUGGGCAAGUCUAUUCCAGUGAUAUAGACAACGAUUAACACAGAGGACUUUCCCCUGCACCCAGAUCACAAACAGCCUACAUCCAGGACUUCUGAAUGUGCUUUCGGAGCAGACCCUUCCGUCUUCGCAGAGUUUAGCAGGCAGCUGGGCAUGGAGGCUGAGGCAGAUGCCUAAUUUCGCACAAUGCAUGCCCACCUGUUGAUCUAAGGGGCUGCAAGGGUCAGGGCUAUGGCCAAGGGCCACAGGAACUCAGAGAGGAGGCUUGGAGAACUCAAGGUGGGCUAGGGUGGUCAGAGGAAGCCAGCUAGGAAGAUGUAGGGGACAGAGGAAGGCCUCCUGGAGGAGGGGCAGGAGAGCAGUGAGGACUUGCUGUGUGUCCUGGGAGUGAUUUUGAAAUGGAGGUGCCAGGUGCCACCAUCUCUUUACCUGGGGUCUCAGUUCCUUGCAUAGUCUCUCUUGUCAACUCAGAACAGCCAGGUAGAGCCCUUGUCCAAACCUGGGCUGAAUUACAGUGAUGAGACAGGACUUGAUUUUCUUAUGCAGCAGUGUCCCCCAUGUCUGCAUGUCACCAAGAUGGCAGAGAGCCAGGGCAGAGAGAGCUGGACUUGGGAUCAGCAGCCCAGGCAGGUUUUGUCCUGGCCACAGGUCUUUGCUGUGGGACCUCAGACAAAACCCUGCACCUCUCUGAGCCUUGGCUGCCUCAGUGCAGCAGGGUCACCUGUAGGGCCACCCCACAGCUCUCUCCUCCCCCUCCUCUCUCAAAGGAGCUGGGGCUGUGACAGGAUCAUCUGAGCCAGGCUCUCCACUUUCAAGCAAGCAAGCAAAGGGAGGUAGGAACCUGAGUCCCGCUAAUGUUUGGACCAAGUGGGAAACAAGAACACCUGGAGGGGCGGGAAUCAGAAGAUCCUGGAAAAAAGACCUUCCCUUGUGGGAAACUGAGGGCCAGCUUGGGGAAGGCCAGGACCAUGCAGGGAGACAGAACAGACUUCCUCUGGCCACUGCUAAGUAGUUUGUUCCCCAAACCCCUUGCUGGGUGGUGGAACAGAAGAGAAACUAAGGCUCAGCAAGGUGGAGUCCCCAAGCAGUGACUGGUGGGGGCGGGGCCGGGACUCAGGCUCCUGACUCCUAAUCCAUGGUGUUCCCAGUCACGCUGGUCUAUCCACACCUCCUAUUCCUGGGGAGAGUUGAGGGUAAGAGCAGUGAGAGAGGGUUCUGGGCCCCAUGCCCUAGACACUCAGUCUUUAAGAACUGCCAAGGAAGCCCGAUCACCCAGCCCAGAGAUGGAGCCCAGUGGGCUCAAAGCAGGCACAGCCACCACCACCCCCUCCCCAAGAAGGGCAAAGAAGGGAGGUAGCUGGGGCCAGAGCCCACCUCCAGGAGCCACGGUGAGCUGGCUGCAGCCUCCACCUGUCAGGUAAGGUAGGAGAAGGUAUGUUACCUGGCACCUCCCUCCCUGUCUCCCUCCAUUUAGCAGGAGGUGGUAGAGUCAGAGGUCUUCAGCACAGGCAUCUUGGGGCUCUGCCCCCUGCCACCCCUCUCUUGGAAUGACGUGUGUCCACAUCUUCAGAUCCUGCCCUCCUUGUGGUUCUAGGCUGCUGGGAGGAGGUCAGCCUCCCCUGAACCAGCUGCCUGAUGCACACAGCAUCCUUCCUCAGCAAAGCCCACCUAGCCUAUGGUGGUCCCCUCUCCCCAUCCUGUUCCUUUUGUUGCCCUGUAAUGAGCUCCCCCAUACCUUUCCUCUCUCACCUGAGGCUUUGCUGGUCCUCAGAUUGGUUUUGUAUUUGUGAGACAACCACUUGGUUCCUGGGCUGCCAGGCAGAAGCACAAGCGCACACGGAUGCACACGGAUGUUCUCACACAUGCACGCCCGCUCUCACCAGUUCACAGCUCCCUUGAGGUCCGGCGAGCUGCCCGGGAGCUUGGUGAGGAUGGCUCCAAAGGACAUAAGCCGUUGAGUAGAUGCCAGAGAAUUCUGAAUGGAAAACACAAGUUCAGGGCCUCACCAGCAGUGUGGCAGAAGGCCUGGGGCAUUUCUCCAUGGGCCUUCUGCCCUGUGUUCCAGCCCUGACUUUUGGAAAAUGACAUUGUGGAUUUUAUGAAAAUUUUUCAUACCAUUAGACUAGCUUCAACCUAGAACAAUUUGAUGAUAUAUCAAACCCAACAUCCCUUUCCCAGGCACCUUAGUUAGGGUUAGCCCUUCCGUAACUGACAUUGUACGGUGCUUUGCAAUCCUCGACCACCCUGUAGGGCAAAGAGCAUGAUGCCUACUUUAUAGACAGGGAAAUUGGCAUUUGGGGCUCACAUGGCAAGAUGGAGGUGAAGUGAAUUCUCAGAUCUCCAGGCCCCAUUCUCUCUCCAUGGAGUUGUGCUCCUGUCAUGGGAGUGUAUGGUUUAAAGACACACCCCCAUUCCCUAGAAACACCCCAGACCCACAAUAAGGCAAGAAAGAACAGGGACCCAGAGGCUGGCCUGACCUAGGGGCCUGGAGGUUGGUGGCUUUGCUUCCUAUGAACAUAGAAACCUGCAGAGUCUUUGACCAAAUCCACACCAGUGCUUCUGAGGUUUCAUCCAGACUCUUUCCCAGCUGUCCCUGAGGCUCGGUGGGGAUCAGAGCCAGUUCAAGGCCACACCAUAAUUUCUGGACAUGGAUCCAGCCUAGACACAGGUCCAGCCCUGACCAGGCGUCCAGGUGCUAGGGUCAUGUUCCGCCUCCUCACUUCCCUUUCUUUGCCUUCCCACUUUGGAACAGGCUCCAGGCCUGGCUGUGACAGUAUGUGGGAGUACCCAAGCCAGGGCCAUCGGGUGUCCACAGCCCCUGGAAACACAGAUCACAAUCUCAAGUCCCCUGAAUGAACUGCUUCCUGGGUGAAUGUGGUGGGGUAAACUUGCCACUCAGGCAGGGCACCAGGCAGUAUGGUGCAGCGGUGCCCGAGAUGCCCAGAAGUGUGCCUGCCUCCCUGAGUGGCAUUCAAGUAUGAAAAUCUGUCAAAUGUUAUCUCGGCCUAAAGAAAAAUGUCCAUGGGUCUAAUUGGACCCACUGGCCACCAGCCUGUGAGCCCCAGUGCCUGUCAGGUCCCCCUUUCUUAUUUACCUCCUGUCCUUUGUUACAGAUUUGAAGGAGAUGGGAGCCCACAGAGGUGAGAGAUGUGCUUCAGGGUGUCCAGCAAGGCACGCCCAGAGCCUGCCGAUCUCCCAGGCCUCAUCCCAGGCUCUUGUAAACCUUGUGCUUCAAAGGUGGAGUUGGGUGGAAGGUCAGAGGCACUUGGGAUGGGAGACGGGGGAGCUGCUGGGUUUUCGGGGGGGGGACAGUGCUGCCUGGACACCUUUCACAUGUGCAGGGAAGAGCCUCAGAUGUGGCCACAGUGCACUGAGGGGUGAAAUCCCUUCACCAGAAGUCACACCCCAGAACGACUGCCCUGCCUUGGCAGCCAGUGGCUCCUGCCACCCCCUCCUCAAGAUAUUCAGCCAGAAUUGAGCUCCAAGCCAGGGAAGCAAAUCUUAAAAACAAACCAAGCACGCUGACACAGACCUAGAAAAAUGACGAGUCUGAGAUACAGCUUCCCGGGAGGGCGGAGAGCAGCUCCAGCCCCUGGCCAGGCCAGCCCAGGCAGGCGUGGGUGGAUCCCACAGGGCUCUGGGCUAGACCAGCUCCACAGUGCCCCACUAUGACGCCAGUCCUGCAGGCUUGGCCUUGUCACCCAUUGAGAGGCUGUGCUGAUGGUUCCCAGCCACACACCAGUCCUCCUGGGGAAUCUAUUUCUUUCGUUCUUUUGGCCUCGGAGAGGUCCAAGGCAAGUCCAUUUCUUAAAAGGUAAUAAAAUGCAUUAUUGGAAAUUUGGACAGUCAGGCCAUGACUCCUAGCCCACAGCGUGCCCCAUCUCCCGGCAGCCCCUUCAGCCCCUUGCCCCCUGUUGUCCCCUGUUGCCCCAACCUCAGGGUUCCCUCUUGCAUAUUCAUGAGGGAACCACAGUGCUGAUGUGCACUUCCCCACUGUCAGCUGGGCUGCACCUCAUGUGGCGCCAGGUCCUGAGGGGCCGCUGCAGAGGCCAGGCCGUGAGCCCCUUGAUGCCUGCUCCCCUGAUGAGGCAGCAGCUUCUCUGAAAUGAGCUGCCGGCGAGGAGCAGGCAGGCACCAGUCUGUCCUUCCUUUUCUGCUAAUUCCUCAGCACUGAGGCUCCAUUCUUGGGCACCCCAGAAUUGAAGGGGACCUCAGAAUCAUGCCCCUGCCAUUCUAGAGUUUCAAUCCAAGGAGUCCCCUUUAGCUUGUCUCCAAGACGGGUAAACGUAGCCACCAUUCAGCAAGUCCAGAAAUUCUUCUUCCCACAUCUUAGACCCCUGAGCAACCCAAGGAUAAAAUGCAGCUGCUUACCUGUUAAUAUCUACUGAGGGACAAUCAGGGAAGCCUCAAAGGAGUCGUCUCAGGUAGGGUACUUGGCCUGUGGCAGGACAGACAGAGGCAGGACCCCACUCGCCUGUCAGCUUCAGGUGGCUAAAGGGGGCCCAGGGUGGGGGUGACUUGACAGUCAUGUACCCCCUCCCCGAUCCCUGGCAGGAGGAGGCCAUGCCAGCCUCACCUGCUCUGACCCAGCCCCCAGCCCCCUGUGGCUAUGGCCACUGGUCACCCUUGUCCCCAAAAUCACCAUGCCUGUGGCCAUGUCCCUCAUCUUCUCCAAAAGCAUCAUUAAGAACAAGUGAUUUUGGAUGAUGGAUUUUUGAUUUACAAACGGUGCAUUUCCCUUGGAGUGGAACAGAAAGGAAACCAUUUAAUGGCGCCCUUCUUUUCAAGCAUGAAUACAUUUUAAUGAAACUAUUUUAUUGUAUUUGAGGAAAUGGAGAGUUGAACAUUCCAACCAAUCAAUAGCCAAUUAAUUGUUAUAAAGCUAAAAAGAAAAUAAAUAAAUCCUGAGUCUAUUUUAAACACUCUGCAAAAAGCUCAGGCCUCAGAAUCUGGCCUUCCCCUCCUAAUAUGCAUGAGCACGUACACACACACACUCUCACACUCACACACACACACUCACACACACACACACUCCCCUACACAUCAGACAUACUUGAAACUCAGAAACAGCACUGAGUCUCCCCAUGCCGAUUCUUGCCCGCUCUCCUUGACUUUGGUCAGAGAAGGUGAGCAGACCUGGCAGCAGCCUGUCCCAGGGCUUGGGAAGAGGCAGGCCCAUCCCCUGGCCCCAAGUCCCCAGCAUAGCAUAGGGUUUUGGGCAGUGAGGGCCUGGCAUUGCCUGGGCCUCACUUCUCAGCCCCAGCUCCUGGGCCUCCAGGGUUGGGCUGAGGGUGGAGUUUUGGCUCUGGGUUUGCCCUGACUCCUGCUGGAAGAUGCUGCCCUGGUUUUUCACCCUCUAGUGGCCUUGGACAUUGAGUAUUUUUAGAAAUGCAGAUUACAUUGCAAAUGGAACCCUUUGCCAGGAAGACACAUGGAUUUUGCUUUUGAUUCUUUGAGACAUUUGACUUUGUCUUAGGGACCGACCUUUCAGCAUCAAAGAAAUACAUAUCUACUGUAUCCGCCAAAGUUUGUGAUGCCUGCAUAGAUGCUUACUUGUAAAAAAAAAAAAAAAAAAAAAAAAAAAAAAGUACAAAAAAAACAACAACAAAAACCACAAUUGAAUUGCCUUUGAAAGUGGGAGAUGAUCUGUCUCCAACAGAUUGAAAAAAAAAAUGCUUCUUAAAAAA